Molecule: messenger RNA, 318 nt
Organism: Fraxinus pennsylvanica
Lineage: Eukaryota; Viridiplantae; Streptophyta; Magnoliopsida; Lamiales; Oleaceae
Source: the annotation of a GenBank genome assembly
AUGAGCAGUAAAAUCACAAUAGGGAGAUCUCGGCAGUUUUUUAUUUUCUAUUUUUUGGUAUUUCUUCUUCGAUCAAUUACAGGACUGGCAGACAGCUCAUCAACAUCAAAUUCCAAGAAUGCGAGUAAGAAGUCAUCUAGUAGAUCUAUCGGAUUGGAAAUACUCCUUAUAUGCCUUGGGCUGUUGGCCGCAAUUGCAUUUGUUGUUUUCUUAUUCAAGCUGUGGCAAAGGAAGAAGAGGGAGGAGCAACAUGCACGUCUUCUAAAGCUUUUUGAAGAAGAUGAUGAGCUCGAAGUCGAACUUGGUAUCCGUGAUUGA